Molecule: messenger RNA, 3129 nt
Organism: Malania oleifera
Lineage: Eukaryota; Viridiplantae; Streptophyta; Magnoliopsida; Santalales; Ximeniaceae
Product: pentatricopeptide repeat-containing protein At5g66520-like
Exons: 4
Coding region: 96-1784 (562 amino acids)
Biological process (GO): RNA modification
Molecular function (GO): protein binding; RNA binding
Source: RefSeq, a predicted model, not a curated record
UUCACCAUAUUUCAUCUUUAGUUGCUGAAACAUUUGGCUGAAUUUCAAGUUAGUCACUGAACUUUUAAUUCAUCUGAUGUACUUAUUAUAAAUGGAUGAUCACAUUUAAACUCCCUGGUUUUGAGAGAAAUAUGAUUGAACCUCUACAAUGCCCGUCUCUCAGGCAUUCAUUCUCACGCUUACUUGAUGAAUGUAAGAACAUGAAAGAGCUAAAACGAAUCCAUACGUUGCUGAUUAUCUCUCCUUAUUUGUCUAAAAAUGACCACUUUUUCCUCACUACUCGUCUCCUUUUCUUCUGUGCAACUUCAGACUCGGGUUCACUCAGCUAUGCCAAUGAUGUUUUUAGACUUGUACAAAAUCCCAAUCUUUUUGCAUACAACGCCAUGAUAAGAGCUUAUGCGAGUAAAAUUGAUGGUGGGUAUGAACCCAGUGCCCGGGCAUUGCUUCUAUACAAGCAAAUGCUUAGUAAUGGUGUUGCACCUGAUUCUCUCACUUUUCCGUUUCUUGUAAAAGUAUGUACAAGAAUGGCCGAAUUUGGCACAGGUAGAAGCAUUCACUCCCAAGUCAUGCGGUUAGGAUACCACAAUGAUUUAUUCAUUCAAAACUCUAUGAUUUGUUUGUACUCAACAGCUGGGUUUUUAAAUAGUGCCCGGUAUCUGUUUGAUGGAAUGCUGACAAGGGAUGUUGUAUCUUGGAACUCAAUAAUUAUUGGGUGUUUAAGAAAUGGGGAUCUUGACUCGGCUUUGAAUCUGUUUAGGAGGAUGCAGAAGAGAAAUAUUUUUACUUGGAAUUCAAUGAUAACAGGGUUUGUUCAAGCUGGUAGGCCCAAGGAGGGUUUAGAAUUUUUUCAUGAAAUGCAGAUUAUAAAUGAAGAUAUGAUCAGACCAAAUAAGAUUACGAUUGCGAGUGCCCUUGCAGCCUGUGCUUCCCUUGGAGCAAUCGAACAUGGGAAAUGGGUUCAUGGUUACUUGCAGAGAAGUGGCAUAGAAAGAGAUGUGGUAAUUGAAACUGCAUUGAUUGACAUGUAUGGUAAAUGUGGGUGUGUGGAAAAAGCAGUUGAAAUCUUUAAGAAAAUGGCUAAGAAGGAUAUUUUAGCAUGGACAACUAUGAUUUCAGUGUUUGCCCUUCAUGGGUACGGUAAUGAGGCUUUUGAUCUUUUGAAGGAGAUGGAAUCAGAAGGGGUGAAGCCUAAUCAUGUCACUUUUGUAGGGCUGUUGUCUGCUUGUGCUCAUUCUGGCUUAGUGGAGAAGGGACGUUGGUGUUUUGACAUGAUGGAACCUGUUUAUUCAAUCAAACUGCAGGUCCAACACUAUGCUUGCAUGGUUGAUAUACUUAGCCGAGCUGGGUUUUUCAAAGAGGCAGAAAGGCUUAUCAGAAACAUGCCAAUGGAGCCAGAUGCAUUUGUUUGGGGUGCAUUGCUUGGUGGCUGUCAAAGGCAUGGGAAUGUAGAGUUAGGACAAAAAGUGGCACAAUACUUGAUCCAUUUGAACCCAUUGAACCAUGCUUUCUAUGUAAAUUUAUGUGAGAUAUUUGCCAAAACUGGUAGAUUUGACAAUGUGAGGAGAGUUAGAGCCGUAAUGAAAGAGAAAGGGAUCAAGAAGGUUAUUCCUGGCUGCAGCAUGAUUGAGGUUGAUGGGGUUGUUUAUGAAUUCUCAGUAAAAGGAUCACCUGUAGUCAUACUGGAGGAAGUUGUAUGGGUCUUGAAUGGAUUGAGCAAUGAGAUGAAGAUAGACAGGGAUAUGCAUUAUUAUGAACUGAAACCAGUGGAAGCAGAGAUUUGGUGACAUGGAAUAUUUUUUGGGUUUUAAGCUGUGUUUCUCAUGUUCAGAUGACGUGAACAACCAGCCUGCAGCAGAUUUCUUUUAUAUGAAAAAACGAUGGAGGUUGCAGAUUUUUCUACAUGCAUGUUUGAUUUUUUGCUUGGUAUUGGCUUGAUGAAAAUAUAGUGGACAUUCACCAUGAAGUCUAUUCCAUGAAACUGUUUUUAUUAGCUGUAAGACUAAACCUGGAAGGACUCUUGCCAGAAAAGAAACCUCGUAGGGCUGAACCUGGAAGGACUCUUACUGGAAAGAAACCAUUUGGUCAGGCUGCCUCUCUGUUGGCAUUCUCUUGUGAGGUCAGCUAGCAGACAUGUCAACAUACUCUUGCUCAAGAAAUACAGAAAACACCAGAGGAGAUCAUAUUCAUCGCCAAUCCCAUGUUUUCAUGAGGGAAAUAAUUGAGGAACUAAGGGAGAAGCCGUUCAUGAAUAAGGUGAAUGAGUGAUUUCCUGGAAAACCAGUUGGCAGCCAACAAUUCAAAAUCCAAAUAGAGGGUCAAAGGAGCAGCAUCCAGAAAGGAAAAGAGAAGGUUUCUUCACUUCGCAUAAUAUGGCGAACAAAAAAAAAGAAGGAAAGAUCUUAGUAUUCAAUGGAACUCAAAUUUGAAAGGGAGCAUAAAAAAGUCAGAUUACAAAACACAGAUGCCUCGUCUUUAAUGGGAUCAUAAAGUCUGAGUGAUUCAUGAAGCUAAGGCACUGGCAGUUCCCUUACAUCCACACCCCUCCCCUGCUUUGGCCACAGAUAUAAUUGAUUGAGCAAAUGAGCUUUGUUAAAAAGGGCCUGUGUAGAAGAACUUGAAUCAGCUUAGUCUUCAACAUGUAAUUCCAUCCCAUUCCCAGAGGACUGGAAGUGAACCCACUGCCAUCAUUGCUGCCAAUCCUCUUGCAACAGUUCACCAGGUGCUGCAACAUCUGGAUUAGAGCUCCAGGAGCAAAAUUCCAAAUAGAAUGCUCAAUCCUACUCCUAUCUGGAGUAUGCUGCAGGCUCCUCUACCGGAAAUAAAGAGCAAUUCCUGUGGCAUCACUGACAGUUGGAGAUGAAGUUUUGCCGACAGUACAAGGUGUGGCACGACACAAGAAAUAGAGAUUCAAGAAUUCAUUAAUCCUAUGUUUGGGAGAGGUUUUAUAUUUGUGUACAAAUUUGGAUAAAAUACAAUACAAAAUUAUAUCGAGUUUUGUCCAAUUCUCUAGCUUGAAAUCCAUACUCCCAAACACAGAGUAAGGGAAUUGGACAAUGACGAUAUCAAAUUUCAUCUCAUCCUGUAGUUAUAUUGCUAAUAAUAAUAAUAAUAAAAAGAAUUGAAGCCUCA